Messenger RNA from Vitis vinifera (wine grape), 3090 nucleotides. Its product is annotated as serine/threonine-protein kinase BLUS1. Gene Ontology annotation, molecular function: protein kinase activity; protein serine/threonine kinase activator activity; ATP binding. The record is from RefSeq and is a predicted model, not a curated record. Gene Ontology annotation, biological process: protein phosphorylation. The transcript has 22 exons. The coding region runs from base 196 to 2355 and encodes 719 amino acids. Lineage: Eukaryota; Viridiplantae; Streptophyta; Magnoliopsida; Vitales; Vitaceae.
CCAGAGCAACAUUCUGACACGUCAGCAAUCACACCUCCGAGGCUCAAGUACCCAACCCCGGUCCUUCCAUCCUCUUUAUCGCUUCGAAUGGCAGUCAACGGAUCGCUCAACCGCUGCUUCUCUGAACGACUCUGAAGGUGUAUCUGAACUCGCCGGCGGUUUUCCGAUCGCGUUUUGGUGGUUUACGGCCGUGGUAUGGGCAGAAUGGCCCGGACGGGGACUUCUCACAAAACCUACAGUGCGAAUCCUAGCGAUUACAAGCUCCUCGAAGAGGUCGGUUACGGCGCGAGCGCGACGGUGUACAGAGCGAUCUAUCUUCCUUUCAAUGAAGUGGUGGCCGUUAAGUGUUUGGAUCUCGAUCGCUGCAAUAGCAAUCUGGAUGACAUACGUAGGGAGGCUCAAACAAUGAGUUUGAUUGACCAUCCAAAUGUAAUAAAGGCAUACUGUUCAUUUGUUGUUGAAAGAAAUCUUUGGGUGGUCAUGCCGUUCAUGGCAGAAGGCUCUUGCUUACACCUCAUGAAGAUAGCAUAUACGGAUGGAUUUGAAGAGUCAGCCAUUGGUUCUAUCCUGAAAGAGACUCUUAAAGCCUUGGAGUACCUCCAUCGACAUGGACAUAUCCAUCGGGAUGUUAAGGCUGGAAAUAUACUACUUGACAGUAAUGGAGUGGUAAAACUUGCCGAUUUUGGUGUUUCAGCAUGCAUGUUUGACAAAGGUGAUAGACAACGUUCAAGAAAUACUUUUGUAGGAACUCCAUGCUGGAUGGCACCCGAGGUUUUGCAACCAGGAAGUGGAUAUGAUUUCAAGGCUGAUAUUUGGUCAUUUGGCAUAACAGCUCUGGAGCUGGCUCAUGGUCAUGCACCCUUUUCAAAAUAUCCCCCAAUGAAGGUCCUUCUGAUGACCAUACAGAAUGCUCCUCCUGGACUUGACUAUGACCGUGAUAAGAAGUUCUCUAAGUCUUUUAAAGAAAUGGUUGCAAUGUGCUUGGUGAAAGAUCAAACAAAAAGGCCAACUGCUGAGAAGUUACUAAAACAUUCCUUUUUCAAGCAAGCUAAGCCUCCAGAACUUUCUGUAAAGAAAUUAUUUGCUGAGUUGCCACCACUUUGGCAGCGUGUGAAAGCCCUUCAGCUUAAAGAUGCUGCACAACUGGCUCUGAAAAAAAUGCCUUCAGCAGAACAAGAGGCCAUAUCACAGAGUGAGUACAAGAGAGGUGUCAGUGCCUGGAAUUUUGAUAUCGAGGAUUUAAAAGUACAAGCAUCAUUGGUACAAGAUGAUGAUGAAAUACAAGAAAUGAGGGAAGAAGAUGAAAGCAUGAAAUCAUUUGUUAUUGAUAAGGAUUCAUCUGAUUCCAGAUCUAGUUUGGGAAAAUCAAUCUCCACUAAUGACAAUUUUUUCAGAGGACGAAUAACUGGUGAUGAAUUAGCACAGGCAGAGUGCUUGAGCAAAAAGGGAAAGAGUUUGAGAAGUGAUUCACUCGAGUCUAGCAAUCAAGAGAAAAUUGGUCAGGAAAAGGAUAUAUCAAGUGCUGAGAUGAUGCCAUCAACCUCAGAGAAGGACAUGGUCAAUGCCAAGACUAAAACUCAGAUGGUGAAAGGUCGCCAGACACAGAGUGGACCCCUGAUGCCUGGUGUUGUGCUUAGUCAUUCAUUGUCAGACAGGGGGCGCUCCUUUGAAAGGUCCGAGAAUGAAAUUCAACCUAUUACUGAGAAAGCUAACCGUGAAGUACGGCGAGCACCAAGCUUUAGUGGUCCAUUGAUGCUUCCGAAUCGAGCUUCAGCAAACAGUUUAUCUGCUCCAAUAAAAUCUUCAGCGGGAUACAGAGAUUCUUUGGAGGAGAAGUCAAAGGCCAAUCUGGUGCAAAUAAAAGGACGGUUCUCAGUAACAUCUGAGAACGUAGAUCUUGUAAAGGGAUCACCACUCAGGAAGUCUGCUAGUGUUGGUGAUUGGAUGUUUGAUUCUAAACCAAUGCUCACUACACCAAAGGACUUUAGCAACAGUAAUGUACCCGCAUCACUUCUCAUGCCUCACCUUCAGAAUCUUUUUCAGCAGACCUCACUUCAACAGGAUCUCAUUACGAAUUUGUUGAAUAGCUUGCAAUCAUCUGAGAUAGUAGAUGCUUCUCAAAAUGGCAAAUUGCCCCCGUUACCUCGUGGUUCAGAAAACAAUGGAAAUGUAGAUCCAGGGGCUUCUGAAAGGGAGCGUUUGCUUCUCUUGAAAGUCUCUGAGCUUCAGGCUAGGAUGAUUAAUUUAACUGACGAACUAACAGCAGAGAAGUUUAAAUACAUGCAACUGCAGCAGCAGCUAAAUGCUGUGUCAGGUCAGGAAGAAGAUGGGGACAAACGAGAAGGAGAUGCUUGAAAACACUAAAUUCUCAGUAUCUGUAAAUUUCACCACCGUGUACAUUCAGAAAAGAAGCCGAGGCUAGCAAUCCAUAAUCACGCAUGUCAACUGCUUGAAUAAGUCUUUUUAUGGAAGAUUCUAGCUCCCAGUUGCCAAAUUCGUAAAAUAAUCAGCUUGUUGGGAUGUCAUUCCUUAUCAUUUAUUCGCACAAAGAGAAAUGACAAGUUGACAACCUCCCUGUGCAGUGUCAAGUUAUACCCCAGUUUUAAUAGUUGAAUUUCUUCAACCAGUGUGGCUCUCGAGUCUUGACGCAGAAGAAAGUCACAGGGGUAUUGGUUUGUAUCCUAUAAAUCGCAUAUUUGUAAUGUUAAACUCUGCACAUAACGUUAAAACAAUUAUUUUGUUAGCGUUGGGUUAGGACUUGGUAACUUAUCUCUCUAUUCAGAAACUCUCUACAACCCCAUCAUCUUCUUGGACCAAGAGUCACAGCAAUGAGAGAGAGCUCUAGGGGAUUUAAACCCAAAAUUCAAUAAGCCAAAUCCAAUAAAAUCCGAGGCCAGCCUCUUCUGUAGUGUGUUGAAAUUUAUUUGAUUACAAUAGGCUACUCGUUAUGAUGGCUGUUGGUGUAGUUGAUAAUUUGGUGAUGUUGCUUUUGUCCUUGUAACCUUUUCUUCCACAUGUUUGACAUCAAACAAAAUUUGAGUUUGGAUCAACAAUGCAAUAUGAAAUUUGAUAUUUUUCUUUUAAUGUUUA